Messenger RNA from Acyrthosiphon pisum (pea aphid), 933 nucleotides. Its product is annotated as chromobox protein homolog 1-like. The record is from RefSeq and is a predicted model, not a curated record. Bases 204 to 893 code for a protein of 229 amino acids. Gene Ontology annotation, cellular component: nucleus. The transcript is spliced from 3 exons. Lineage: Eukaryota; Metazoa; Arthropoda; Insecta; Hemiptera; Aphididae.
UAUUAAUUAAUUUGUUUGAACGAAACAAUUAUAUAUUCUAACUCGUGCUCAACUCUUAGCCAGUUUGCAUUAUCAUCAAAGGAGUCGUUGUACCAGAGGGAACGCAAUCAAUUUUUUACGGAUCCCGCCGAGUGGUUGAUUUUUAUUUCCUAACCCUGAGCAUUGACGGAAUUUUGGGCAGUCUCAUUCCGCAAACAUUCGAUAUGUCUUCAAGUGCAAAAGAAAUUGUUGCAAACAACAUAGACGUUAGUUCUGAUACAGCAGUGGAACAAGAAGAUGAAUAUAUUGUAGAAAAAAUUUUAGAUAAACGUGUAAUUAAGAAUAAGGUGGAAUACUUUCUUAAAUGGAAUGGCUACGAUGACACAGAUAAUACUUGGGAACCUCUAGAAAAUCUCAAUUGCAAAGAUUUGAUUAUUGAUUUCGAAAAAAAUUUAAAACAACAAAACGAUAGAAAAAAAAAGGAAAAACUUGAGCGUGGUCGUAAACGUACAUCAUCAGAAGCUGGUCUCUCGCAGGACUCUAAAAAACACAGGAAUUCUUCUAUUUAUAAUUCGAAGAUUAGGGUUGAAAAGGCUGAUGAGUCAUCAGAAGCUGGUCCCUCUAUACCGAAGAAAUCUAAGACCCUCUUGACCGAAAAUAAUGAGAAUAGUGUGACAGAAGGUUCGAAGGAAAUAGAAAAUAAUUCAACAACGACUUCAAUUAAGAAACAAGUAAAAGAAAUAAUUGGAGCAACUAAUUUUAAUGGAUCAUUGGAGUUUUUAGUGAAGUGGGAAGGACUUCGCAAAACUGAAUUUGUCUCAGCUGAAGAGCUGAAAUUAAAGUGCCCACAGAUCCUUAUCAAGUACUAUGAAGGAAAACUUAAAUGGCGUGACGAGCCUGGAAAUAAUAAUUGACAUUAAAUAAAAAUACUUAAAUGUUAGUAACUAAACAUAA